Symbiodinium sp. CCMP2456 is the source of this 1491-nucleotide messenger RNA. NCBI's taxonomy places the organism in Eukaryota, Dinophyceae, Suessiales, Symbiodiniaceae. The record is from the annotation of a GenBank genome assembly.
AUGCUGGCCGCACAGCUCAAUGACACGAAAGCUGUCGACUGGAUGCUGGAGCAAGACCCCAGCAUUGGUCUCAAGACAAACCGCGCCGGACAGACAGGCAUGAUGUGGGCAAGCUGGUGGAAUUCUCCCGAGAUGAUGCAAAUAUUCCGGAAGCACAAGCUGCAGCAAACACAUCGAGAUCAGGAGGGCGUCAAUCGGCUGAAGGAUGCCCGGAAAGAAGCGGAAGACUCUGAUGACCUGGCCACAUUGUCUCUGCUGCGAGUGGACCCAACCGAGCUGGAAGCUGUCGGCACGAGUGCAGGGACAGGGAUUUCUGAAGUGGACGAGAACCUCCGGGAUAGGAUGGGAGACCAGCAUGUUGCAGCAGUGCAGGAGGUUUGCGUGUACUUCACUGUCGACAACCUCAUUGCUGGCUUCGAGAUGGUUCUCUCCGACGGCGUCCGCUGUGGGCAAGUCCUAGACGAGCAAGGUCAACUGAUGACUCCAGAUGCCUGCGAACGAUUGCAGUCGAAACGCGUUGUGCCUCUCAACGGCCACUUCAUACGACAAGUCCGAAGCUGGGAUGCCAAGCCAGGAGACGGAGCCCUGUGUGCUCGACUGGAGUUCGUUACAUCCGCCAAGAUGAGAAACGAGCUUUGUUUCCCGGAUGAUAGUCGCCGGAAGGAUAAGCCCGACUUCCAAUUUCCACAAGGUGACAUGUUCGGCGAAAGCCAGGUAUGCGAAUUGCACUUCGACGGCCGUGGACGGUGUGUGGAUGUGACAACAACUGCGGUUUUGCAGGGUGAACUUCGUGGGCUGAGUAUGUUCGGGAGUCUGCAAGGAGACCUUCACUCGUCGUCCAGCAUGGAGCACUUCUUGCUGCACACUCUACUGCCGCAGUGGGAAAAGGCAAGCGAGCAGAGGUGGCCACCACAGCGACAAAACAUGUUGGGAUGGAGCGACGGCUCAUCUAUGAAAGGCUUUGUAGAGACCGCCAAGCUUUUUGUGCUGAAGGCUAUCGCAGAAGGCUCUGCAGCCAAGCCAUCUACCAUCUUCGCCCUGCACAUCCACACGCUUCAGUCCAGAUUAAAUUCCGAGUGCAUACGAGCAAUGAGGAGCCAUGAUCCACGAUUGCGACGGCUGUGGGCGCCCUACAUCAAGAAUGUCUUCGGAGCUCUUCAGGCUUGCCCUCGUCACAAUGGCUUCGCAUUUCGUACAGUGACUUUCGAGGAUGGCGACGGUAGCAGUGCACCGUGCGUCGAGCACUACCUUAAGGACAAGGGGCUGGAAGAGGGUGCCGAGGUCACCUGGUUAGGCUUUACCACGGCCACCAGCAGCCCGAGCGUGGCCAGCAACCUUUUGCUCGGCCUGGAUUGUGAAAAGUCUGGCCGCUCCCGCAAUUCUGCAGGCGUCAUCUACAAGGUUCUCGACUCCAGAGCCGUCUCGGUGAAGGAUUUCACGAACUUCCCUGAGAAGCAAGAGCUGCUGUUCGAGCCAGAUUCGAAGUUCAGA